UGACGUCAGCGGCGGGGCGAGGAGAAGUGACAGAGGCCCGCGGCCGCCGCCUCCUUUUCGCCGCGGGCCCCGGCACCGGCAGCACCUCCGGCGGCACCUCCGGCAGCACCUCCAGCUCCAGAUCUAUAUCAGAAUACCUGAGGUCCAUCAUGUUUUCCAAGCUGAGCCGCCCCCAGAGCGUUGCUGUUCUCUCUCGAGGUCUCCAAGCAUCACUGAGUUCUGCUGCCUCAGUUGCUCCCAAAAAAACUGUUCAAAGGCCCGUCUCCUCUGAGCUGAUCUAUGAACGUGAGGCUAAAUAUGGUGCCCACAACUAUCACCCACUGCCUGUUGCUCUGGAAAGAGGGAAAGGUGUUUAUGUGUGGGAUGUUGAAGGUAGAAAAUAUUUUGACUUUCUGAGUGCUUACAGUGCAGUAAAUCAAGGUCACUGUCACCCAAAAAUCGUGGAUGCUCUGAAAGCUCAGUCUGAAAAACUGACCCUGACAUCCAGGGCAUUCUACAACGAUGUACUUGGUGAAUAUGAGGAGCUCGUCACCAAAAUGUUCAAUUACAACAAAGUUCUUCCAAUGAACACAGGGGUGGAGGCUGGAGAAACUGCCUGUAAACUGGCUCGGAAAUGGGCAUACACUGUGAAAGGAGUCCCAAAAUACAAGGCUAAAAUUAUUUUUGCAGCUGGCAACUUCUGGGGCAGGACAAUGUCUGCCAUCUCCAGUUCUACUGACCCAUCCAGCUAUGAUGGAUUUGGGCCCUUCAUGCCAGGUUUUGAAGUGAUCCCAUACAAUGACCUCCCAGCUCUUGAGCGGGCCCUUCAAGAUCCCAACGUGGCAGCUUUCAUGGUUGAACCAAUCCAAGGGGAAGCAGGUGUGGUUGUUCCUGACAAGGGUUAUCUCACAGGAGUGAGGGACCUCUGCACAAAACACAAUGUUCUGUUUAUUGCUGAUGAAAUACAGACUGGUUUAGCCAGAACAGGGAAAAUGCUGGCUGUUGACCAUGAAAAUGUGAGACCUGAUAUAGUUCUUCUUGGAAAGGCCCUUUCUGGUGGCUUAUAUCCUGUCUCAGCUGUACUGUGUGAUGAUGAAAUUAUGCUGACCAUUAAGCCUGGUGAACAUGGAUCUACAUAUGGAGGAAAUCCAUUGGCUUGCCGUGUGGCAAUGGCAGCACUGGAGGUAAUUGAAGAUGAAAACUUGGCAAAAAAUGCAGAAAUAAUGGGUAACAUACUAAGAAAUGAACUCAUGAAGACACCGUCCAACAUUGUAACUGCUGUGAGAGGAAAGGGGCUGUUAAAUGCAAUUGUAAUCCGGGAGACCAAAGACUACGAUGCCUGGAAGGUGUGUUUGCGGCUCCGCGAUAACGGACUCCUGGCCAAGCCCACGCACGGGGACAUCAUCCGUCUGGCACCACCACUGGUGAUUAAGGAGGAUGAAAUCAGAGAGUCCAUCGAAAUAAUUCACAAGACCAUCCUGUCUUUCUGAAAAAUGUGGCUUUUACAGUCUGUCUGCUGACUGCUCCGAGGUGGUGUGCUGAAAUACGUGCGAUGAAGGCCUGCUCUUGAAGCAAUCAUCUCUCAUUCCUUUUAUCUGAGAGGACUUGUAGCUGUAUCUUUAAAUUACAGUGGCUUGAUAAAGAAAAUACAGAAUGAUUUUAAAGAG
Messenger RNA from Neopelma chrysocephalum (saffron-crested tyrant-manakin), 1646 nucleotides. RefSeq names its product ornithine aminotransferase (gene OAT). Gene Ontology annotation, molecular function: L-ornithine transaminase activity; identical protein binding; pyridoxal phosphate binding. The record is from RefSeq and is a predicted model, not a curated record. The coding region runs from base 150 to 1469 and encodes 439 amino acids. The transcript has 10 exons. Gene Ontology annotation, cellular component: cytoplasm. Lineage: Eukaryota; Metazoa; Chordata; Aves; Passeriformes; Pipridae.